AAUCGCAUUAAGCAGCUUUCUUUUCGUGUUUCCAAAGACAGAAAAAUUUAUUUUUGGUAAAAUAAUAAAAGGCUGAGUUUUCGUUUCAAGCUAAUAUAUACACUUUUUACAUUCUCGCCACCGCGCCGGCAACCGUCUUCACAUCACACUCACCAUCGUUUCCUCUUGUUCACGACCUAGUUCUUCAUUGUUCUCGCUGAUCUCAAUUCCCAUUUACGAUGACCAAACAACAUGCUAAUUGGUCUCCAUAUGACAACAAUGGAGGAUCAUGUGUUGCAAUAGCUGGAGCGGAUUACUGUGUGAUCGCGGCAGAUACGAGGAUGUCAACCGGUUACAACAUCCUCACUCGUGAUUACUCCAAGAUCUCCCAGCUAGCUGAGAAAUGUGUGAUGGCUUCUUCUGGUUUUCAAGCUGAUGUAAAAGCUUUGCAGAAGGUUUUAUCUGCUAAGCAUUUGACAUAUCAGCAUCAACACAACAAGGAAAUGAGUUGCCCUGCUAUGGCUCAGUUACUUUCAAACACACUUUAUUACAAACGCUUCUUUCCUUACUACGCUUUCAAUGUCUUGGGUGGCCUCGACAGUGAAGGAAAGGGAUGUGUCUUCACAUAUGAUGCUGUUGGUUCCUAUGAGAGGGUGGGAUAUAGCUCUCAGGGUUCUGGAUCCACACUCAUUAUGCCUUUUCUUGAUAACCAGCUCAAGUCCCCUAGUCCUCUUCUCUUACCUGCCAAGGAUGCUGUUACUCCAUUAUCUGAAACAGAAGCAGUAGAUUUGGUCAAAACUGUUUUUGCAUCUGCAACAGAGAGAGAUAUAUACACGGGUGAUAACCUUGAAAUUGUCAUCCUAAAUGCUAGUGGCAUUCGCCGUGAAUACAUGGACUUAAGGAAAGACUGAAUCUUUUAAACAGAAAUUAUUUUGUUCUUGCAAAGAAUGGGAUUGAGAAUGUUUGAAAUGGUCCUAGAAUUCUGAAUGUGGUACUGUAUUUUCCCAUUAAGUGAAACUAAGUGUUUCUAGUGAGAAACCAUUUUCAAAUUGAGCUUUGACUUUACAUAUUAUACAUUAUAUUGUAUGUUAUCCUAGCAUUUUUCUCCACUUUA
This is a messenger RNA of Cicer arietinum (chickpea), 1093 nucleotides long. Its product is annotated as proteasome subunit beta type-1-like. Gene Ontology annotation, cellular component: proteasome core complex; nucleus; cytoplasm. The record is from RefSeq and is a predicted model, not a curated record. Lineage: Eukaryota; Viridiplantae; Streptophyta; Magnoliopsida; Fabales; Fabaceae.